GGCAUUCUGAAGAGCCGCGGGGGCGGUACGUCCGGGACCGCGCGCUGGAGCGGCGCUUGUGCGCUCCGGUGCGGAUACGGCUCCGCCACAUGCGAGGCGGCCAUGCCAUGGAGCAGGACGGCAUGUCAGACUCUGUUGUGGACCUCGGGAUCAAAACCAGGUGCUUGCUCGACGGUCCAGACACAGGCGCUGCGCACAGCGCAGGGCAACGGUGGUUGAGGACCACAAGGUGGCGUAUGCACUUGGCGCUGGCCUCGCAGAGCGACGGCUCGCCACACGGACGCGGAGAGGCCAGAGCGAAGUCGCUGUUGGCAUGCGUGCACGGGGACCUGCAUCUCCAGUGCGCCCCAGCGGCCGGCCGCCUGCGCUUCUCGGCGCUCGGAGCGGCCACUGGGCGCGCGGCCGCCGCAGCGCUCUCCGCCGUGGUCGCGGCACGGCAAUCUCAGGUCGACGGCAGCGCACCCUUCUCUCCUGGCGUGCCCUCUGGGAAGCGGUGCGGGCGGCUCGCCGAUUCCGCCGAGCGCCGUCGCCAUCGCCGUCCAGGCCCUUCCAUGGACGAGGUCACGAUCUCUUGGGCGGGUUCACAGACAGCCGCAGCUCGGUGAAAUCAGGUCCACUUGCAUGCAACCCGUCCCUACUGCUUCAGUCUCCGCCAUAUUUCCAUCCUUGCAUCACCUCCUGACGCACGCGCGCGCUUAUCCCUCUCGGAUGAGCGUUGCUUCUGCAAGCUACUGGACAUCGCAGCACAACACGCAGGCUGUAUGGCAUCGUGGCAGCAGCUGCAAUUAUUAAUGUCGAG
Prorocentrum cordatum is the source of this 799-nucleotide messenger RNA. NCBI's taxonomy places the organism in Eukaryota, Dinophyceae, Prorocentrales, Prorocentraceae. The record is from the annotation of a GenBank genome assembly.